AUGUCCGAACCUUCCCCCCAAAUCCCAUCCGUCCACCUCCAUGGACGAACAUACAACUUGCCCCAACGCCCAACAGUGGUAAUUUGCAUCGAUGGCUUCGACCCCGAAUACCUCGAAGCAGGAAUCGAAGACGGCAUCCUGCCCAACAUGUCCUCAUUCCUAUCAUCCGGCUUCCACACCACAGCAGAAUGCGCAAUGCCCUCCCUAACAAACCCAAACAACCUCUCAAUCAUCACCGGCGCCCCAACCAGCAUCCACGGUAUCUCAGGAAACUACUACCUAGACAAAGAAACCGGCCAAGAACACAUGGUAGUCGACGACUCAACCAUGCACGGCACGACAAUCCUAGCCAAACUAGCUGAAUCAGGCAUCCGCAUCGCAGCCAUAACAGCGAAAGACAAACUAAGAAGAAUAAUCAACCACGGCCUCUCACCCUCAAAAUCCUCAAUCUGUUUCUCCGCACAAUGCGCAAACGAAUGCACCCUCUCCGAACACGGCAUCCAAGAUGUCGAAUCCUGGCUCGGCCAAACAACACCACCCCAAUAUUCCGGCGCCCUAUCCCUCUUCGUCCUCGACGCCGGCCUGAAACUCCUGCAAGAAGACAGGGCGGAUUUCUUCUACCUUACGCUAUCGGAUUACAUCCAGCAUAAAUACGCGCCGCACUCACAGGAGGCAAACACCUUUAUGUCCGCCAUCGACGCCCGUCUCGGCGAAUUCGUCAAUCUCGGCGCCGUCGUCGCUGUAACAGGUGACCACGGGAUGAGCGAUAAAUCCUCGCCCACGGACGGAACUCCCAACGUGCUAUUUCUAGAAGACUUUUUGCAUAGUCGAUGGCCUGCGGCGCGGGCUAGGGUUAUUUGCCCUAUUUCCGACCCCUUUGUUAAGCAUCAUGGUGCGUUGGGCGGAUUCGUGCGUGUGUAUUUCCUUAGUGAGAUCUGUGCGCGGCAGGUGGAGGAGAUUCUGGAUGCUUGUAGGGGAUUGCCCGAGGUUGAGGUUGCGCUUAGUGGGGAUGAUGCGGCGGUUUUGUUUGAGAUGCCUAGGGAUAGGGAGGGGGAUUUGGUUGUUGUUUCGAGGGCAGAGUUUGUUGUUGGGAGUCGGGUUGAUGAGCAUGAUCUUUCGCUUUUGGGGGGGGUUGAGACUUAG
Penicillium manginii is the source of this 1143-nucleotide messenger RNA. RefSeq lists its product as uncharacterized. Gene Ontology annotation, molecular function: phosphonoacetate hydrolase activity. NCBI's taxonomy places the organism in Eukaryota, Fungi, Ascomycota, Eurotiomycetes, Eurotiales, Aspergillaceae. The record is from RefSeq and is a predicted model, not a curated record. The transcript has a single exon. The coding region runs from base 1 to 1143 and encodes 380 amino acids.